GCUAACGAAUGACGUCUGAUGUCGUAAAUCCCAGCAUCCGGGAAUCUUAUUAAAUACGGCUUCGGGCAUGCGCAGUUGUUCCUCAGCGGUUCGACCUCUGCAGCUGGUAAGUGAAGGGGAGGCAAAUGGAGGUCUGCGCUGAAACAUUUUCACAAUCGAUUUUCAUCUUCUAUCUAAAGUCGUUUUGAUUCCACACCGACACAAAUUAUGUAAAGACAGUUGUUUUGCUCAUAUAAUAUUUUUGUAUGGAUUCGCUGUUUCUUUGAAUUUGUAGUGAAAUUCUCAUUGACCUUAGCUGCUGUUCUCUCUUUUUUAGAGAGAAAACCAGGUGACUCGUCUUUAGUUGAUUGUAUCAGUCAACACAUUAAACCAGUAUGUACGCCUGUGCGAAAUUCGUCUCUACACCUGCACUGGUGAGUUGUGAAAGUAAAGAUACAUUUAAGUUGUCAUAGCAUAAUGUUAACUAGGUAAGUUAGAUGGGCCUGCUGAACUUGUACUGAUUUGUGACUUAGGAACUGCUCUAACGUUUCAGUGCAUGCAAUUGUGCACACUGAAUUGCAAGUAAAUUGGUUUGAAAUGUAUUAAUUGAAAUCAACAUAGCUAACUAACGUUUUUAUUUUUUUAUUUUAAACCUGCUCUUGGAAAAUACCUAUUUUCACCUAAGUUAGGUAGCUAGUUUUAGCUAUGCUUACGUUAGGUUGCUAACCAUUGCUCGUUAGCUAGCUAAUGAGCCAGUGAGUCUUCUUUGUAAUUUCAAGGUCAUGCAGAAAUGAAGCACCAAAGACUGCAUUCUGAAAUACGAAGGGCUUCAUUUGGCUAUGUGCAUUUGCUGCUAAUGUCAAUCCUAGUUGUGCACUUUGCCAGAUUGGCGUUUGUGUAUUUUGGGCCCUGGCACUCCAUCUUGAUCCAGUAAUGCCCUCUGAGUUGACCAUCUAGGACAUCUGAAAGGACUUGAUGGUUCAGUUGAGGCAGAUAUUUGGAACUGAACAUUGCUGUGCUUCCAUGCAUUUGUCAUGUUUAACAGCACAUUCUCCUCUGGGGGAUCUCUGUAGCUUGCUAGCAGUUUUGAGCAAGGUAGUUGUUAUGUAUCAUGUGGUACUGCCCACACCUGACCAUUGGUCAGUGGUGAUGUAUGACUGAUUGUCCAUGUGUCCCCCUGCGACUCAGUUUUCAAAUGUAUAUUUUUUGGGGUGUGUGUUUGUAAUCAAAUUGAUGUUAUGGAAGUUACAUCACUUAACAUUACUGUUUUUCCGUGUACAGGUCCGUGCUGGAUCCAGGGCCUUAUACAGACCUCUCUCUGCGUCUGUGCUUUCACGGCCGGAUGUUAGAACAGGAGAGGUGAGUGUCUACCUGCCCCUUUACCCUUUAGUCCCCUUACCCCAGGAACAACAUUAACUUCUAUCGGCAACUGAUGCUACUUUUCAGUCUAGAUUUCUUCCCUAGGUAAAAUGUUGCAUAAGAAAAAAAUAACUCUGCUUUCUUCCAAAUGAUAAUGGGGUCCCUCUGCAAUGAUCUGAAUGUUGUCUUAAUCUUAAAUGUUUGUAAUAUUUAUCUUCAAGCUGUUUUUAUGGUGAAUUGGUUCAUUUUAGUGACUUUUUUUUGUAUUUCUCCCAGGCUAGCACUGCCCUUGUGCCACAGAGUGCCUUUUCCCAGGUAGCACUGAGGGGUUUCCAGACUAGCGCUGUGAGCAGAGACAUUGACACAGCAGCCAAGUUCAUUGGCGCUGGAGCUGCCACAGUUGGAGUAGCUGGUUCUGGUGCCGGAAUCGGGACUGUGUUCGGCAGCCUUAUUAUCGGAUACGCAAGGUAAAUAUUGCCAUUAGUAGAUAUGGUGCCCUACUUUAUUACAUUUACAUUUUAGUCAUUUAGCAGACGCUCUUAUCCAGAGCGAUUUACAGUUAGUGAGUGCAUACAUUUAUGCCCUCAAUUAUGUGACUCUUUGUUGAUUUUCUGAUGUUUUUUUGACACUGUUUGCAAAAAUGUUAAACAAUUGCUAUGGCUGCAAGUCUCUCCCACAGCUUUGGUUCAUGGCACUAACACUUAUUUUUAUUUGUUUCCUCCCUAGGAACCCCUCCCUAAAGCAGCAGCUUUUCUCCUAUGCUAUCCUGGGAUUUGCCCUGUCUGAAGCCAUGGGUCUGUUCUGCUUGAUGGUUGCUUUCCUGAUCCUGUUUGCCAUGUAAAUAUGUCCACUGCAGAUGGUGAUCAUGAUUUUGAAACUACAGCUGGGACUACCUAUUUUACUUGAGCAAUCAAAAUUGUUCUGUGUUGGUCAUGAAAUUGUACAUUUUCCAAGUUUUUGUUGAAGGCUGACAAAAGAAAAGGCAUGUAUUGCAAAAAUGUAAGCACUUACAGAAUUAAAAUGCAUGUAUUUCACUAUUUAAAAUGUAUGAAUUAUUUUGUGUAUAGCCCCAUUUCCCUGCAAAACACUUUCAAAGAAGCACCAGAUUAUGGAUUAACAGAUGUAUUUCUCUAUAGUGUGUGCCCUUGAGUUCAAAACAAAGCAUAUAGUCAUGUUAACUGCAGGUUGGUUGCAAUCAAGUGGGUUUAAGUAAAUUACACUGUACUUUUGGUUAUCAAAUGCUUUUCUUAAUUGCAAUAAAUCCUGUAGUAAUCUUUUACUAGUGUAAUACAAUGUCCUCUUGCUGUUCCAUGAAGAUAAAUUGUAAAAAAAAUUUUUGGGGGGAAUAUUAAUGCAACUGGUUGUAUGUGAGUGGAUGGGGAGGUGUGCUGCUAAAUGGCUCUGGACCUGUCUGAUCCUGACCCGUGAUGUCACUCUUCAUCCCUGUGACUGAUGCUGCCUUCCACUGCUCAGCCCAUUGACACUACCAAAAAAAAAAAACUGCUUCUGCUCCCAUCCUGAUUUUUAACUGGUCCUCUGUAGUUCAAUUGGU
Coregonus sp. 'balchen' is the source of this 2890-nucleotide messenger RNA. The record is from the annotation of a GenBank genome assembly. NCBI's taxonomy places the organism in Eukaryota, Metazoa, Chordata, Actinopteri, Salmoniformes, Salmonidae.